Messenger RNA from Empidonax traillii (willow flycatcher), 1140 nucleotides. It is a transcript of the gene PRAM1, whose product is annotated as PML-RARA regulated adaptor molecule 1. Bases 1 to 1002 code for a protein of 333 amino acids. Gene Ontology annotation, biological process: T cell receptor signaling pathway; integrin-mediated signaling pathway; protein localization to plasma membrane. Gene Ontology annotation, cellular component: plasma membrane. NCBI's taxonomy places the organism in Eukaryota, Metazoa, Chordata, Aves, Passeriformes, Tyrannidae. The transcript is spliced from 9 exons. The record is from RefSeq and is a predicted model, not a curated record. Gene Ontology annotation, molecular function: protein binding.
AUGGCGCGGCAGAAGAAGGGGAUGGCUCAAGAUGCCAACUUUCAGCCAGCGCCUGCAAAGCUGGGAGAAGGAGAUGUGCUGAACAAGGAGGUGGGAGCCAGCCCUGAUCCUCCCCAGAGCAAGCCAGCCCAGCAGACACAGCCACUUGCCAAAGACAAGGGUGUUCCAGCAGUUCCUGCCAAAGGCACGGCUGUUGCAGCCCCGCUGGUGGCUGCAGGAAGCCCCCAGCGCUCAGGACUGCCAGCUGCGCCCCGGAGGAAGCCUUUGCCACACGUGAGGGUGCUGGGAGUGAAGCCAGCCAAGCCCCGGCGCCCUCCUGUCGUGCAUUUGGCAAAGGCCAGAGCAGCUGCACAUCCUGGGACACCUCUCCAUCGUGCCACGGUGCCACCAAGGAGUGCUCAGCCAGAUAACCCCUCCCUGCUCCUUCCUGUUCUGCUGGUUACCACAGGUCACCCGAGCCCAGGCUGUGCUGUGCGGGCGCGGUUCCCGCUGCAGGAUGCUCCGAGUGCCGCGGGGGAUGAAGAGGAGCUGUAUGAUGAUGUUGAGUCUCUUGGGCCGCCCAGGACAAACCCGGGUGUUCUGCUGCCUCCUGCGUCCCGGCCAACAGCGUAUCCCCACCCUAGAGGAGGUGGAGAUGCUGGCCGAGCCUCUAACAGGGUUACCUUGCUGGCAGCUGCACAGAGAGAAGCCCAGGUCUCCCAGAAGACACUCAAGGAAUGCAAGAAGGAAGAGAAGGCAGACAGGGAGUUUAAGAAGAAAUUCAAGUUCGAAGGCAGCAUCAACGUCCUGACUCGGAUGAUGGUCGACCCUGCAGCGACAGAGAAGAGGGGUGGGGAUAAGAAUCUGCCGCUGCGACGAGGAGAGAUCCUUGAUGUCAUUCAGUUUACCAAUCAGGAGCAAAUCCUCUGCCGGAACAGCCAGAGGAGGUAUGGCUACGUGCCCCGGGCCGUGAUGCUGCACCUGGACACUGACAUCUAUGACGACGUUGAGAUUUACGACUGAGUGAUCCCCACUGAGGCCAAAGGCACGAGAGAGCACCACAGAGACCUCCCCAGGGGCCGACAUGCACAGCACCAGACACCACACUGCUGAUGGGAAAGGAGCUCUGCUUCCCCUGAGACAGCCUGCAAAUCCACCGUG